CACACACACACACACUUGCUUGCCUCAUCAGCACCAGAUUGGGCCGCCUAGCUGCUGCAUUCUCUGCGUCUCUCUCUUUUUCUCUCUCUAGCCCUAUGCAUCUCUCCUUCCCUUACCUAAACCUCCGGCAGCAUUUGGAGCUUGCAGAGCGGUGAGCAGGACGGGGGCCAUCACUUGCAGGCAGCAUGUUUUGUGGCACAUUACAACAUCCAUAACAACCAGAGAAAAGGUUGAGACCGCUACUUUCCAAACAGCAACCAAAAAGCACAAAAGGCAGGAGCAAAGGAGAGAUGACAGACCAGCACUAGAAAGGAUGAGAGCCCUGGCCAUGCCUGUCUGCUCUGCCUGUCUGCUCUGCCUGCCCCUCCUUCUGUUGUGUGGACUGCUAGGAGGUUGGGUGCUGUCUAUCUGCCCCACUGUGUGCUUCUGCAGCAGGGGACAUCGUGUGGUGGACUGCUCCUCACGUGGUCUAACCAAGCUACCGCCUGGUCUGCAGCACAACAUCCACUUUCUCAACCUCUCUUUCAAUAGCUUGCAGGGUCUGGAAAAUCAGCUCACCCACUAUGCCCACCUGCGAACCCUGGACCUGUCCUACAACCGCCUGGAGACCAUGCCCCCCGCCCUGCCGCGGUCUCUGUGGGACAUCCGAGCGGCAGGCAACCAUCUACGAUUGCUGGACAAAAGAGACACAGCUUACCACUGGAACCUGAAAGUACUGGAUCUUUCAGACAAUGAGCUGGAGAGAGUGGUCUUCAUCAACAACACCCUUGCAAGUCUCCUAACUCUCAACCUCAGUCACAACAGGUUUUGGACGGUGCCCACAAAUUUGCCGCACAACUUGGAGAGCAUUGAUUUGUCACAGAACUAUCUCAUGCAGAUCCUGCCUGGCUCUUUGGAUCGGCUGCCAAAGCUGGCUAAGUUCUUUUUGCACAAUAAUCGUUUCUCUUUUUUGUCUAAAGGGAUAUUUGAUAAGCUGGUGGGGCUUGAGGUGAUGACUCUUGGGGAUAACCCCUGGGCUUGUGAAGAAGAAGAAAAUAUAACCAAGCUCUUGACAUGGGCUGAGCAGACCCGUGCCACGAUCUUAGGUUGCCCCUGUUAUACAAGACCUAUUUGUGGGCAAACCCAUCAGGCAAUGCCAGGGAGGGAGUGGCACUCUGCACUGUUCACAGAGAUACCACUUUGGGUUAACAGCAGAGCUGAAGGGCAUGAUGGUCAAUCACCUGCAAGGAUUGCAGAGGUCACGUCUAGUUACCAGGAAAAAUCGGCUCUUUUUGACACAGGAUUCUAUCAGGACAAAAGAGGAGUGAAUGACUCUGGGGACCAAAGGAUGUUUGUCCGGACAUCUCCCACAAACUUUGACCGUUUUUCCACACACCUAAAAACAACAGCAAGCUCACUGUCUUCAAAGAAGCCCAAAGCUGCUAACUCAAGGAAUAAAUGUGACAAACUCCUAAUUGACAUUCAACAAACUGUCAGCCUGACUAUUUUAGCUAUGCUGAACGGAUUUAAUACUUCCUGAACCAUGUUGAAUAGAUAAAAAAUACACUACUUACUGGAGUACUUCUGACAAUGAAUGUAUGACUAAGUUAGUCAACUUAGCAGCUCCUUCAUUUGUCUUGCAAAGAACUGUUUUGACUCAAAAUAUCUGAAUACAUGGCUCAACUGGAGUGCUACUAUCAAUGCUCCUAUCUCAGUAAUGCUUGCACACUUAUGGACUGCUGUACUCUAUGCUAUCUUCAUAACAGUGAUGCCUGUGCUACAUUUGGUCCUGCUGAUUAGUGAGUAGUCAGCCUAAGAAGGUCUACACAAACAAAAUAGUGAACAAAUUACCAAUAAAGGCCUAGUUAAAUAAAAAAUAAAUUCAAUAGGAAUUCGUGGACUGAUUAUAGGU
Messenger RNA from Etheostoma cragini (Arkansas darter), 1891 nucleotides. It is a transcript of the gene omgb, whose product is annotated as oligodendrocyte myelin glycoprotein b. The coding region runs from base 314 to 1519 and encodes 401 amino acids. Gene Ontology annotation, molecular function: protein binding. The record is from RefSeq and is a predicted model, not a curated record. The transcript has 3 exons. Lineage: Eukaryota; Metazoa; Chordata; Actinopteri; Perciformes; Percidae. Gene Ontology annotation, biological process: neuron projection regeneration.